GUUCCAGGUAGUUCUUUGACCCAUGCACUGAAACGGGUGGUCACACACAUAUAGCAUAGGAAGAGGUUGAGAAAUACAAUACCAAAACACAUGUUCAAGUCCACGCUACUAUUAUGGCUUCGACCACGACACAUUAUGUACACGCCACCACCACUUGCCAAACGGACAGGAUUGUUUCGCUGCAAGUCUUGUAAAAACGAAUGGAAUUCUAACUCUGUGUGGGUAACCAAAACCACCCAGCGCGUAUAUCAAGGUGAAUCGUGUGAGCAGUGUGGAACGACCAAUAAGCCAUACUAUGUGGGGAGGCCGGUGGAAACGAUAUUUAACCGAGUUCGAACCCCACAUCCGGUGAAACCAGGGGCUUCUACUAGCCGACAUGAAAGGAAACUGAAGCAUUUACGUUUCAACUGGCAUCUACAGAGGGGAAGAAGAUGAAACACACUCUCAUAUAUAUAUAUAUAUAUUUUUUUUGGGCCUCAUGAAAGGUGAAAUGCAGGACGGUAAAGACUUUUCUGCCUAACACA
Molecule: messenger RNA, 524 nt
Organism: Phytomonas sp. EM1
Lineage: Eukaryota; Euglenozoa; Kinetoplastea; Trypanosomatida; Trypanosomatidae
Source: the annotation of a GenBank genome assembly